UUACCAUCACCACCCAUGCCUUCCACUCUCUUUCUCUCCCUCCAAAUUCGCUCUUAUCCUGCAAUUUCAUCAUCCUUAAACCCAAACCAAACCUCUCCCAAAACCUUCAAAAUCAAAAACCCAAAUGUCUCCCUCUCACACCCCAAGGUCCCAGUUAAAAUGCCCACACCUCCAUGGAUAAGGUCCCAUCCCCUUCACCAACCCCACCAAACCAUCGAUCCUUCACAGCCCAAAACGAACAAGAAUGUUGAAAAAGCUGACAGGGCUUUGACAGGUAAAGUGAGCGGUGUUAGAGGCAACAAAGCCAUGAAAAAUAUAGUAAGGAAUGUUGAAAACCUUCAAAAAGAUCAAAUUUUGGAUGAAGCCCGGAAAGAUUUGGGGAAGUUCGAGUUCAGGGGACGUAUUGAAAAGGUUGAUAGUGAGGAGGAGGUGAAGGGUUUUGGCGGGAAAUUGCCUGGGUUGAAGGACGAGAAGUUUGUGUUUAGGAGGAUAAAGAAACUGAGGGUGGUGACUAAAGCUGAGAUGUAUCUUGACAAAGAUUUGCUUGAGAGAUUGAGAAAUGAGGCCAAGAAGAUGAGGAAGUGGGUGAAAGUGAAGAAAGCUGGGGUGACUGAGAGUGUUGUUUAUGAUAUUAGGUUGCGUUGGAGAAACAGUGAGCUCGUUAAGGUGAAGUUUGAUGUUCCUUUGUGUCGAAAUAUGGACAGAGCAAGAGAAAUAGUUGAGUUUAAGACUGGAGGCUUGGUUAUUUGGACUUGGAAAGAUUUCCUUGUUAUUUACAGAGGAGAGAAUUAUAAGUUGACUUCAAGAUCUUCUCUGAAGAUGAAUCAAUACUUUGCUGGUGGUCAAGAAACACCUUCGUCAAAAAUAAGCCGCUUGAAUUUAGGAAAUAAAGUUAAUGUUUCUAGAAUAAACUCUAACACAAUCACCGUGGAUGAAAACAUGUGUGGAAAAGCUGGAGAAGAGGACUCUAUGCUGACUAGCAUUUUUAUGGAAGAAAAUUCUAGAAGUCGAUCAAUAGAUAGGUCACUGUAUGAGAGGGAAGGUGAUAGAUUAUUGGAUGGCUUAGGGCCUCGCUUUAUUGACUGGUGGAUGUGGAAGCCAUUGCCAGUAGAUGCAGACUUGCUCCCAGAAGUGGUUCCUGGAUUCAGGUCUCCGUUUAGGGUUUGUCCACCAGAUGGUAGAUCAAAGUUGACAGAUGAUGAACUGACGUACUUGAGGAAGCUAGCUCACCCUCUACCAACUCAUUUUGUCCUCGGGAGGAACAGGAGACUUCAAGGCUUAGCUGCUGCUAUCUUAAAAUUGUGGGAGAAAAGCCUGAUAGCAAAAAUUGCAGUGAAGUGGGGAAUUCCAAACACCGACAAUGAGCAAAUGGUGGAUGAGCUUAAGAAUGCUGUUUCACUAAUGCGGUGUCUCACGGGAGGAGUUCUGUUGCUACGCAAUAAAUUCUAUAUAAUACUGUAUAGGGGCAAGGACUUUCUGCCUAGUAAUGUUGGAAAUUUGAUAGUUGAGAGAGAUGUGGAGCUCAAAAGAUGCCAACUUCAUGAAGAAGGUGCACGGCUUAAAUCAAUUGAAACUUUCUGUGUGCCUGAUGAACCACUGGAAAGCUCUAGCAAAACUGGAACUUUAUCAGAAUUCCAUGAUAUUCGCACUGAAUUUAGAAAUCUGGAAAAGGGUAACGGAGAGUCUGAACUUCAGUUUGAAGCUGAAAAAGUAAAAUUGGAGAGGGAACUGAAAAAGCAAGAACGCAAGCUUUACAUUCUUAACAUCAAGAUACAGCGGUCAGCAAAAGCGUUAUCAAAGUUCAAUUCUGUGUGGAAACCCAGUGAACAGGAUCCAGACCAAGAAUUGAUUACAGAAGAGGAGAGAGAAUGUCUCCGUAAGAUGGGACUAAAGAUGAAUAGUUGCUUGCUGCUUGGCAGACGUGGGGUCUUUGGUGGGGUCAUGGAAGGCCUGCAUCAGCACUGGAAACACAGAGAAGUUGUGAAGGUGAUUACCAUGCAGAAAUUGUUUGGUCAAGUUAUUUAUACUGCGAAAUCACUGGUUGCAGAAAGUGGUGGAAUUCUUGUUUCAGUGGACAAGAUAAAAGAAGGCCAUGCUGUCAUUAUCUACCGAGGAAAAAACUAUAGACGUCCUUUAAAGUUAAGGACUGACAACCUUCUAACUAAACGAAAAGCAUUACUUAGAUCUCUUGAAAUGCAGAGACUUGGAUCGCUGAAGUUUUUUGCAUAUCAGAGACAGCGGGUAAUCACAGAUUUGAAAGUAAAAUUGCUGAUGAAUUUUGCAGGCAGAGCUGCAAGAAAACAGGGAAAAGAAUCUGAAAUUUAUUUAGCUAAUGGAUGUACCAUGCGCUAGAACCUCUUGAAUUGUCAACUCGUAUGAGAAAGGAUGUUGAUGUGCCAUGUAAGGAAAGUUUCUUGGCUGUCAGUUGCCAUGGUGCAUUACUAACUGGCAUGGCCUGAAUAAUUGUAUUUGAGAUGUUGGAGUAUGCUUGAAGUAUUAGCAACCUUUCCUGUGCAUUACCUUUUGGACUUGGCUUUUGGUUUUAUUUCAAGAGACAAGGUAUCCCACUUUGUAUAUCUUAAAUGGAAAUAGAAAGUCUGAUUGUUAUGUCGCGGCCUCAUGUCUCAGCACUCAGCCUUAUGAAUGUAGGAAACACUUCGUUCUUGGUGAUCUGGUGACAAUGUCCUGCAUUGAGUGCAGGAUUUGUUAAAAAGUUGACGUGAGGGACUCUCUGAGUGUAAGCAAAAUUAUGUAAAGUCAAGCUUCAAAUACGCCAAUGUUUUCCUAGACAGCAUUAUGCAUCAACUAACUUAGGCUAUGUGAGCCUUUUCUUAUACACACAGCACUCAACCUCAACCAUCUUUUUCCUUUUUGUUAAGUAGCUUAAAUCUUGAUGUAUCAGAUUCAACCAGGACAAUGUGUUCUAGACAGCAUUAUGCAUCAACUAACUCAUGCUAUGUGAGCCUUUUCUUAUA
Pistacia vera is the source of this 2975-nucleotide messenger RNA. Its product is annotated as chloroplastic group IIA intron splicing facilitator CRS1, chloroplastic. The record is from RefSeq and is a predicted model, not a curated record. Lineage: Eukaryota; Viridiplantae; Streptophyta; Magnoliopsida; Sapindales; Anacardiaceae. Gene Ontology annotation, biological process: RNA splicing, via transesterification reactions. The transcript has 9 exons. The coding region runs from base 16 to 2352 and encodes 778 amino acids. Gene Ontology annotation, molecular function: mRNA binding.